GGCUCCAUCACAACCAAGAUGGCGGCCUGAGUCGUGGUUUCCCCAAGUUCCGUGGUGAGUCCAGCUUUGGAGCCCCGCGUCCCGGUCCCUGGUGCCGGCCACGGCCCCGGUCCCCCGGGCCAGCCCCGAUUUGGAUCAGAACAUCCUCUACAACUGCAAUGCUGUUAAGUUUGGUGGAGGUGUGAUGGCCGGACAAGCCGACGGCGCGCCCCGACCAGGAGACCAGUCGCAUUGACCCUCCGUCUGCUGGAGCACCUGGACGUCUAUGGACACAGACAUGUGUUCCGAGACGCGUGGAGCUGCCUGAACCGGAGAGGUGACGGCGCAGCAGGGACCCGGGGGUGCUGUGGAGCCCCAUCCCUCUUCCUAUCGGUCAGCUGAGAGACUGGGAGCAGAGCGGCGAGGAUGUGGGCCAUGGUGACCUGAUGUAAAUGGCUGUUCACCAGCACGGCUCAGUGACAGUACCUGCUGCUCGCUCUCCCUCUCCCGCCUUCUCCUCCCUCCCACCCACGUCUCCGCGGCCCCGCCUCCCGCCCGCGGCAUCAUGGCGGGGGCCGGCUCCGGCGUCUGGAAGCUGCUGCGGGGCGUCCGGCAGCUGGAGCUGCACCGCCUCAUCCUGGCACUCAUCGUCUUCUGCUUGGUGUCCAUGGCCUUCCUCGCCUACUACGUCUCCAACAGCCCCAAAAUCAAGGAGCCCCCGCCUCUACCUCUGAGUGACUGUGGCGGGGGUGGGGGGGCGCCGGUGGGACUGAGCACCGGGGCCGACGGCGGGGGGCCGGGGGGCCACAGGGCCCCUCUUUUCCAUCCCCUGUAUCAGGGAAGAGCUCGCCAGGUGAAGGCGGUGGACAACUCCCGGACGGAGCCGGUGGUGCUGGUGUUCGUGGAGAGCAUCUACUCCCAGCUGGGGCAGGAGAUCAUCGCCAUCCUGGAGUCCAGCCGCUUCCGCUACCGCACGGAGAUCGCUCCCGGCAAGGGCGACAUGCCCACGCUGACGGAGAACAACCGCGGCCGCUACGCGCUCAUCAUCUACGAGAACGUGCUGAAGUACGUCAACCUGGACGUGUGGAACCGGGACUUGCUGGACAAGUACUGCGCCGAGUACGGAGUGGGCGUCAUCGGCUUCUUCAAGGCCAACGAGAACUCUCUCCUCAGCGCCCAGCUCAAAGGCUUCCCCCUGUUCCUCCACUCGCACCUGGGCCUCAGGGACUACCGCAUCAACCCCAACGCCCCCCUGCUCUACAUCACCAAGCCCAACCAGGUGGAGCAGGGCCUGCUGCCGGGGGACGAUUGGACCGUCUUCCAGUCCAACCACUCUACGUACGAGCCGGUGCUCCUGGCCAGCACCAAGUCCUCGGAGGCCCUGCUGCAGUUCGGACCCAGCCCCCUGCGGGCCCUCCACGCCACCGUGGUCCAGGACCUGGGACUACACGAUGGAAUUCAAAGAGUUCUCUUUGGAAAUAAUCUGAACUUUUGGCUUCAUAAGCUGAUAUUUGUGGACGCCAUCGCCUACCUGACCGGGAAGAGGCUGUGUCUGUCCCUGGACCGGCACAUCCUGGUGGACGUGGACGACAUCUUUGUUGGGAAGGAGGGGACCCGCAUGAAGGUGUCCGACGUGGAGGCAUUGCUUAACACUCAAAAUAAGCUGCGAGGACUGGUUCCUAACUUCACCUUCAACUUGGGGUUUUCAGGAAAGUUCUACCACACAGGGACGGACGAGGAGGACCAGGGAGACGACAUGCUGCUGCAGCACCGCAUGGACUUCUGGUGGUUCCCCCACAUGUGGAGCCACAUGCAGCCUCACCUCUUCCACAACGUCAGCGUCCUGGCCGAGCAGAUGAGGCUCAACAAGAUCUUUGCUCAGGAGCACGGCAUCCCCACAGACAUGGGCUACGCGGUGGCUCCGCACCACUCCGGCGUCUACCCCGUCCACAGCCAGCUGUACGAGGCGUGGAAGUCUGUGUGGGGCAUCAAGGUGACCAGCACCGAGGAAUACCCCCACCUGCGGCCGGCGCGCUACCGCCGCGGCUUCAUCCACAACGGCAUCCAGGUGUUGCCCAGACAGACUUGUGGUCUGUUCACCCACACCAUCUUCUACAACGAAUACCCCGGAGGCUCUAAGGAGCUGGACCGGAGCAUCAGAGGAGGAGAACUCUUCCUCACCGUUCUCCUGAACCCCAUAAGCAUCUUCAUGACUCACUUGUCCAACUACGGCAACGACCGUCUGGGUCUGUACACCUUUGAGUCCUUGGUGAAGUUUGUCCAGUGCUGGACCAACCUCCAGCUGCAGACCCUUCCUCCUGUCCAGCUGGCUGAGAAAUACUUCCAGACCUUCCCCGAGGAGAGACACCCGCUCUGGCAGAACCCUUGUCAUGACAAGAGGCACAAAGACAUCUGGUCUAAAGAGAAGACGUGUGACCGACUGCCCAGGUUCCUCAUCAUCGGUCCACAGAAAACAGGUACCACAGCACUUCACUCAUUCCUGAGCCUCCACCCGGCCGUCACCAGCUCCUUCCCCAGCCCCACCACCUUCGAGGAGAUCCAGUUCUUCAGUGGACCCAACUACGAGAAUGGGAUCGACUGGUACAUGGACUUCUUCCCGUUCCCUUCCAACGUCAGCACAGACUUCAUGUUUGAAAAGAGUGCCAACUACUUUGAUACGGAAGUGGCUCCCAAAAGAGCGGCCGCCCUGCUCCCCCGAGCCCGGAUCCUGGCCGUGCUCAUCAACCCGGCCGACAGGGCGUACUCCUGGUACCAGCACCAGCGAGCCCACCAGGACCCGGCAGCCCUCAACAACAGCUUCCAGGCGGUGGUGACGGCGGGCCCCUCCGCCCCCCGGGGCGUGCUCACCCUGCAGAAGCGCUGCCUGCACCCGGGGGUGUACGCCACCCACCUGGAGCGCUGGCUGCAGUUCUACCAGCCCGGCCAGCUGCACAUGGUGGACGGAGCCAUGCUGCGCCUCAACCCCACGCUGGUGAUGGAGGGGAUCCAGAAAUUCCUGGGCGUCACCCCCAUCUUCAACUACACCCAGGCGCUAAUGUACGACGAGAGCAAAGGCUUCUGGUGUCAGCGGCUGGACGGAGGCCGGGCCAGGUGUCUGGGGAAGAGCAAAGGCAGGAAGUACCCCGAGAUGACUUCUGAGUCCCGUGCCUUCCUGACAGAUUUCUACCACGACCACAACAUGGAGCUGCUGCGGCUGCUCAACCGGCUGGGCCAGCCGCUGCCGUCCUGGCUGCGUCAGGAGCUGCAGAGCAGCAGCUGGAUCUGAGGGCCCGGGCCCCCGUUGGCCCCCACCCUGGAAGCAGCAGCAGCAGCAGCUGGAUCUGAGGGCCCGGGCCCCCGUGGCCCCCACACACUGAGAGGGCUGCGCUGCCUCAGCUCAUCAACGCAACGCUCCGUUUUCAUGGACAAAACUGUAAAACAUGAAAACUGUCUUCACGUGUUGGUUCCUGUCAGAUUCCCGCGGACUCUCUUCUCCUGAUCUGUGUCACCCGCCGGCGAGCGUCGGGCAGCCUUCAGCCCCGGCCCGUGUGGGGCGAGCCCGCCCUCGCCCUGGCCCUGGCCCGCCGGGGCCCGGGUGCCUGACAGGUCUGGAGCCCGAGCAGCGGAAGGACGUUGCAUGUACGUCGGGACGCGGGGCCGACUCACAGACACUCAUCGCUCCUGGAAACGAUUGUAAAGGUUUGGGGAGGAUGAUGGGGAGAGACGGCCCGGAGGAGCAGAGGAGCCCGGCCCCCGCUCUACUUUUCACUAUUAAAGUUGUUCUUGAACGUGAGAUGGAUGUGGUUUUCUGUG
Molecule: messenger RNA, 3792 nt
Organism: Cololabis saira (Pacific saury)
Lineage: Eukaryota; Metazoa; Chordata; Actinopteri; Beloniformes; Belonidae
Gene: ndst2a
Product: N-deacetylase/N-sulfotransferase (heparan glucosaminyl) 2a
Exons: 15
Coding region: 545-3265 (906 amino acids)
Cellular component (GO): Golgi apparatus
Molecular function (GO): deacetylase activity; heparan sulfate N-sulfotransferase activity
Source: RefSeq, a predicted model, not a curated record